Messenger RNA from Phytophthora nicotianae INRA-310, 1466 nucleotides. RefSeq lists its product as hypothetical. The record is from RefSeq and is a predicted model, not a curated record. Gene Ontology annotation, molecular function: UDP-galactose transmembrane transporter activity. Gene Ontology annotation, cellular component: Golgi membrane. Gene Ontology annotation, biological process: pyrimidine nucleotide-sugar transmembrane transport. NCBI's taxonomy places the organism in Eukaryota, Oomycota, Peronosporomycetes, Peronosporales, Peronosporaceae. The coding region runs from base 219 to 1346 and encodes 375 amino acids. The transcript has a single exon.
CUUCGAUUAAGUGCGAUUCACGACUGAACGACGUACUCGACGCUGAUUGGUCAGUCGGAAUUAUACUUGCAAUUUGUAAGCAAUACAAACGUCAUUCAAGGUUCAGCAGUUACUUACGCGACGAGUGCGGUAACGGUGGAAGCGCUGGGCUAAGUAUCCCUUUGAGCUCGGUCGGCGUCGCUCACAGUUCGUCCUUCCCUCUUCUAGCCACAGCCACCAUGGGGAUUUCACUCAAGCAUGUGAGCUUCGUGAUGCUGGUGCUGCAGAACACGGCGCUGUCCAUCGUGUCCAAGUACUCACGAGCCAAGGCCGGACCGAAGUACCGUCCCAGCUCCGUCGUGCUGCUCGUGGAGAUGCUCAAGUUCGUGCUGUGCUACCUCAUGCUUCUCAAGACCAAACGAGGCAACGUCAAGGCGUCCGUGCGUACGCUACAGAUCGAAGUCUUCGCUGACAAGACGGGACUCACGAAGAUGGCGGUGCUCGCUUUCCUGUACGCGCUACAGAACAUGUUCGCUCUCGUGGCCUAUGACUACGUGGACGUGGCCACGUACCAGAUCGUGUACCAGCUCAAAAUCAUCACCACCGCCAUGUUCAUGAUCGUGCUGCUACAUCGUCGCUUCAGUGCCGUACAGUGGUGCGCUAUGGUAGCACUAAUGGCCGGUGUAGCCAUCUGCUCCUACUCGCGACUACCGAGUGGAUCGCAGCACACGGACGAAGCCACAAGCACCAAGCGAUUCAUUGGUAUCUGCAUUAUGCUUGGACUGGCAGUCAAUUCUGGCCUUGCAGCAGCCUACUUUGAGCGCGUCAUGAAGUCUCACAAGGGCGUCCAGACUCAGCAGACGCUUGACCCGCUCUGGACGCGCAACCUGCAGCUGUCCGCCAUCUCUGUGGGCGUCACUUGCUUCGACCUCGUGCGCAACUUUGGCGAAGUGUGGACGAAUGGCUUCUUCCACGGUUUCCACCCGACGGUCUUUGCAGUGAUCUUCUUACAGGCCGUCGGUGGACUCACUAUCGCUGCUGUUGUGCGCUACUCGGACAACAUCGUCAAGAACUUCGGCACAUCCUUCUCGCUUAUCUUGUCAUGCAUCAUCUCCAACUACAUGUUCGACCAGACAGCCACGUUCUCCUUCUACUUCGGUGUGUUCCUGGUCGUCGGCUCCGUCUUCGUCUACGGUGAUAGCCGCUUUGCCAUCAAACCGGUUGCUGCCAAGAAGGAGCGACGACCUACGACCGAUGGGUUGGCACAUGAAAUUGCCAUCGACACCAAGAACACGCAGGUGUUGCACUCUGGCAACAGGAACUUCGUAGCGCGGUCCGUGCAAACAUUCAACGUUUUAUGCGUUUAGAGUUAGAGGGGAUUCUUCGCAAUUGCUAAGUACAGUAUCUGCCUACCACACUUGUAAGCCUCGUCGUGGGCAACAAUUACACAGCAAAGACACACUCUCUGUGGUGUAGUAAGUGUCGGC